Pipistrellus nathusii (Nathusius's pipistrelle) is the source of this 1080-nucleotide messenger RNA. NCBI's taxonomy places the organism in Eukaryota, Metazoa, Chordata, Mammalia, Chiroptera, Vespertilionidae. The record is from the annotation of a GenBank genome assembly.
AUGUCGGUGAAUUACGCGGCGGGGCUUUCGCCGUACGCGGAUAAGGGCAAGUGCGGCCUCCCGGAGAUCUUCGACCCCCCUGAGGAGUUGGAGCGGAAGGUGUGGGAGCUGGCGAAGCUGGUUUGGCAGUCCUCCAAUGUGGUGUUCCACACGGGCGCUGGCAUCAGCACCGCCUCGGGCAUCCCUGACUUCAGAGGCCCCCAUGGCGUCUGGACGAUGGAGGAGCGGGGCCUGGCUCCCAAGUUCGACACCACCUUCGAGAGCGCACGGCCCACACAGACCCACAUGGCACUCGUGCAGCUGGAGCGCGUGGGCCUUCUCCGCUUCCUUGUCAGCCAGAACGUGGACGGGCUGCACGUGCGCUCCGGCUUUCCUAGGGACAAGCUGGCAGAGCUGCAUGGGAACAUGUUCGUGGAAGAAUGUGUCAAGUGUAAGACGCAAUAUGUCCGGGACACUGUGGUGGGCAGCAUGGGCCUCAAAGCCACUGGCCGGCUCUGCACCAUGGCCAAGGCCAGGGGCCUGCGGGCCUGCAGGGGGGAGCUGAGAGACACCAUCCUGGACUGGGAGGACGCUCUGCCCGAACGGGACCUCACUCUUGCUGAUGAAGCCAGCAGGAUCGCGGACCUGUCUGUCACACUAGGCACCUCCCUCCAAAUCCGGCCCAGCGGGAACCUGCCGCUCGCCACCAAGCGACGUGGAGGCAGGCUGGUCAUCGUCAAUCUUCAGCCCACCAAGCACGACCGCCAGGCUGACCUGCGCAUCCACGGCUACGUAGACGAGGUCAUGACCCGGCUCAUGAAACACCUGGGCCUGGAGAUCCCCACCUGGGACGGCCCCCGCGUGGUGGAGAGGGCGCUGACGCCCUUGCCCCGCCCCCCCGCCCCUAAGUUCGAGCCCAAGGAGGAGUCCCCCACCCACUUCAACGGUCCAGCGCCAGCCAGCCCCAAGCAGGAGCCCACAACCGAGACCCCCGCCCAGCACAAUGGUUCCGGGCCCGUCAGCCCCAAGAGGGAGCAGCUGGACAGUCCGGGCGCCCGCAGGACCCCUAAAAGGGUGAAGACCGAGAUGCCUCCCAGCUGA